Molecule: messenger RNA, 1062 nt
Organism: Paramuricea clavata
Lineage: Eukaryota; Metazoa; Cnidaria; Anthozoa; Malacalcyonacea; Plexauridae
Source: the annotation of a GenBank genome assembly
AUGGCAAGACGAUUUUCAGAGGAAAAUAUCGCAUCUAGCGGUUUCAGUUUGCCAGAAUCGAGCAGAGACGGCGCUUCAAACACUCCUGGUGCAACGACGAAAGCAACGACUCGCUUUUCGCGCUAUGCCAGUCCAGACACAAACACGAAAGCGAGAAAAUCUGCGACUAAAAAUUCGACUACAGCAAGAAGGCCACCUGUAAUGGCUCCUAAACAAACUACAACCGGUGUUAAACAAGCUGCAAGUAACAAGAAAAAGACUUCAAACACUGCAAUAUCGCCGAGAAAGCCCACAAUGUUAGCGCCAAAAGGUUACACUGUACGGCCUAUAGUCCCCGCUUCGAAAGCAGAACUUCUGCCCGUAGCAAGGGCAAUGAAUCGCGAAGAUUUCGCUCCGAGGUUGAAAAAGUUGUUCGAUCCUGAAAGGGAAGCUGCUUUGGAGGCGAUUGAGACGGGUAUAUAUAUCGGCUGGCGAUGCCCUGAGUUCAAACAUGAUUGUAUACGAGUCGGAAAAUCAUCGAAAUGUUUUUGUGGACAUUUUUUAUCGGAGCAUAGUAGUUACCAUGGUAACAGCGUCAACGUGCCGUGUCGCGCGUGUGAGUGUAAAGCGUUCGCGUUUGUUCCCGCACGGACAGAAGAGGUGGGGGAAUGGUGGCUACAAAGACGGCGAAAUUUCGACCCCAGUACCUGGAGAGCGAAGUGCAAAUGCAAGCACACACACGAGGAACACAGCCCGACAAAUCCAAGGAGAUGUCGUGUAAAGUCCUGCCCGUGCGCAGGUUUCCAUUCGGCUUUCUUGUGUGCUGCAUGUGACAGACAUUGGGAACAGCACGAGACUGUUUUUGAAAGUGCAGAACACCGCCGGCUCGAGGGUAUUCCGUACGGACAACAUUAUCUGCCCUUUCAUGAAAUGCCCGAGUUGAGAAAUGUUGUUUUGACUGGCCGAGAGGAUGAUAGUUCGAUGUACGAGGAGUUAGCCUCGGGGCCUUAUGCUAUCCCGGAAAAUAGACCCUCUGCUUUAGCACUGCAGCUACGGGGAGACUCGACCAAAAAGCCUCGGUGA